Messenger RNA from Stomoxys calcitrans (stable fly), 1011 nucleotides. It is a transcript of the gene Txl, whose product is annotated as thioredoxin-like protein 1. NCBI's taxonomy places the organism in Eukaryota, Metazoa, Arthropoda, Insecta, Diptera, Muscidae. Bases 13 to 942 code for a protein of 309 amino acids. The record is from RefSeq and is a predicted model, not a curated record. The transcript is spliced from 5 exons.
CUAUUUUAUUUAAUGAGGUUUAAUGAUUCAGCUAAAACCUUUUAUUUUGCUGCUUCAUAUAACUAUAUCGCAAUAUCGCAAGAAAUGAGUGUACGUGUAAUAAAUGAUGAAUUUCACUUCCAAUCUGAAUUGUCUGCCGCUGGAAUAAGAUUGGUGGUUGUGGAUUUUACAGCCUCCUGGUGUGGUCCUUGCCAAAGAAUUGCUCCACAUUUCGAAAUGCUACCAAAUAAAUAUCCCAAAGCAGUAUUCUUGAAAGUCGACGUUGAUAAGUGCCAAGAUACAGCUGCAAGUCAGGGCGUUAGUGCAAUGCCCACUUUCAUUUUCUACAGAAACCGGACACAAAUUGAUCGCGUGCAAGGAGCGGAUAUUAAUGCAUUGGAAGCCAAAAUACAAGAACACAUAGGAAGUGAUGGAGAAGAUGCAGGUGAGGACUAUGGACAAGGAUUGAUGGAAUUAAAUACCUUCAUCUCCAAACAAGAGUGUGAAUGCCUUAAUGAGGCCGAUGAUCACUGCCUAAGUCAUUGUUUGACUAGCAGUGGCGGAUAUUUGCAAUCGGACUGUGACGAACAGCUAAUUCUGUCCAUAACAUUCAAUCAAGUCGUUAAAAUACACUCCCUGAAAUUUAAAGCCCCACCUCAAUUGGGACCCAAAGAAAUAAAAAUUUUUAUUAACCAGCCACGCACUGUUGAUUUUGAUCAAGCCGAAUCUAUGACUAGUGUCCAAGAUUUGACCUUGGAUCCAAAGGAUUUGGAGGGCACACCUGUAAAUUUACGCUUCGUAAAAUUCCAAAACGUGCAGAAUAUACAAAUUUUUGUAAAAAAUAAUCAGUCAGGAGGAGAAGUUACGCAGCUGGAUUACUUGGGUUUUAUUGGAUCACCAAUCUUGACAACGAAGAUGAAUGAUUUCAAGCGGGUGGCCGGCAAAAAAGGAGAGAGUCAUUAGACCCAGUACAACUCUCUGAACAAAAAUUUUCUUAACAAAAAUAAAACUCUGAAUUGAUAUGCACGUUAA